ACACAGCAAUUUGGAUGCACAAGUGGUUCAGCGCAUUCCUCACAGCUAUUGUCCAUUUGCUCAAAUAUGGCUCAGAGCAUUCAUAUGACCAGUGAGCAACUUCGGGAGCUGAUCGAAACUGUCCGAUCUUCGGCGGUCAGUGCAGCAGGGAGUGCGAUUGCUACCACUGUCGAAAAAUCCAAUGCCAAGUCAACGGGCAGCUUAAGCGCGUGCGACUAUCGAUUUGCUGGUUAUCGCAAACACGACGAGGUUGAAGAAUUCAUCACAAAUAUCGUCACCUAUAAGGAAUUGGAAAACGUUUCGGAUGAGAAUGCAUUAAAGGGUAUCUCGUUGCUGUUUAUCGGCAUAGCCUCCACUUGGUGGCAGGGCGUACGCAAGGAGGCCAAGACCUGGGAAGACGCCAUCGGGCUCAUCCGCGAACACUUCUCGCCCACCAAGCCCGCCUACCAAGUCUACAUGGAGUUCUUCGAGAAGAAGCAGGAAGAUAACUAUGCCAUCGAUACAUUUGUCGUCGAGAAACGGGCACUCCUCGCUCAGCUGCCUGAGGAUCGCCACGACGAGGAGACUGAGUUGGAUUUCUUGUAUGGUCUGCUGAAUAUUAAGUACCGCAAGCACAUCUCCCGUCAGAGUGUGCAAACGUUCAAGGAUCUGCUCGAACAGGGCCGCAUCAUUGAGCACAACAAUCAGGAGGAUGAGGAGCACGCAAAGGGUCCGCUACGUGGUGCACGUCGCGUUGAACGCUGCACCUACUGCAAUUUCCGUGGACACAAAUUCGAAAACUGCCGCAAACGGGGUCGAACUGCCGCAGAUGCCAACUAUGAGGGAAGUCGCAAGCGGCGAAAAACGCCGCAGGAGGCCAACAACGAGGCGGAGUAAAAGACACGCACACACAUGAGACGUGACAAAACUGACUACAACAACAGCAACAACAUGUGCAGGGUCAUCGUCUCACCAAUACACAAAGCUUUCGCAGCAGCAUUUCAAACUCUCAAUCAGCGCCAAGAGGCGUGCCGGCAAACAGAGCAGAGCUUUAACACCACCAACACAUAGUAGUCAUUUCAAUAUCAUUUGAGCAAGCAACUGGCGAACAUAGUUCACCAAACCCGAGUGACUGGAAACGGAGACAAAGGCAUUGCGAUUUGACGCAGCGCAACAACGACUUGGCCUCAACUUAUGACUCUUUACGUCUUUUGCACCUACUGCAAGAAAAUUUGGGAACUGCCGCAGUGAGGGAAGCGAUGAUUUUUAUAAUCAUAAAUAAUGAUAACCCCAAUGUUUA
Messenger RNA from Drosophila grimshawi, 1279 nucleotides. RefSeq names its product activity-regulated cytoskeleton associated protein 1-like. The record is from RefSeq and is a predicted model, not a curated record. The coding region runs from base 67 to 876 and encodes 269 amino acids. The transcript has a single exon. NCBI's taxonomy places the organism in Eukaryota, Metazoa, Arthropoda, Insecta, Diptera, Drosophilidae.